Messenger RNA from Mesorhabditis belari, 3723 nucleotides. The record is from the annotation of a GenBank genome assembly. NCBI's taxonomy places the organism in Eukaryota, Metazoa, Nematoda, Chromadorea, Rhabditida, Rhabditidae.
AUGGAUGACGAGAAGCUACUCAAUGACGAGAAGAAAAAGAAAGAAUCUCCGGAACUCCAUGCGAAUCUUUUCUCAAAAAUCUUCUUCUGCUGGCUAGCUCCACUCUUCGCCGCGGCAAAGAACAAUGAGUAUGACAAAUCAAAGGUUUUCCCGAUUCUCCCCGAUUUCAAAAACGAAAUCGUUUACGAGAAAUGGUUGAAUGUAUGGGGUGAACAAGUUGAUAAAGCACAAAUGAAAAAGACGACACCGAAAACGUUUUGGAUGAUGUUCAACUUCGCGAAAGCUGAAUGGAUCAAAAUGUUUGCCGUUCGAUCAAUCGCUGAUAUUUUUCAGUACAUUCAACCAUUGCUAUUUACUGAACUUCUUACCGCUCUUGGUGCUCCUGUUAUUGAUGUUGAAUGGUGCUUAAUCGUUUCAAUUUUGAUGUUUUUCAUGGCCGAACUCCGAUCAUUCUGUCUAAGCUUUUUACUUUUCCGAUUACUCAAAGUUGAGAUUAAACUCAAAGCAGCCGUUGUUCGACACAUUUAUGAAAAGGGAACCCGCCUCUCACCAACUUCUCAACAGAAAUUCCCCGUUGGAGCCAUUGUCAACUUGAUGUCAGUCGAUAUUGAAAGAUUAGUCCAUGUGAUCCCGUUCGUUCACCACUUCUGGGCUGCUCCGUUGCAGCUAAUCUUUGCAACACUCCUCCUCAUCAAGACUAUCGGAAUCUCAGCGAUUCCGGGAAUUCUCAUCAUCCUGUGCUAUGUUCCUUUCAACUAUUACACGUCGGUUUAUAUGAAAAAGUUUCACAAGAAAAAGAUGCGAUCCAGCGAUCAACGAUUGAAGCAAUUGGAAGAGACAGUGAGUGGAAUCGAGACUGUGAAGACGCAUGUUUGGGAGAAUGCCUUCUCAAACAGAAUUGAGGAAUCGAGAAACAAUGAAGUGAGAAUGCUGAAGAACGCGAGUUGCAUAGCGAGAGCUGUUGAUGCAGCAAAUAUGGCUCUUCCUGUCAUUGUUGCUGUAACAUCAUUCGGCGCUUUUGUCCUUUUCGAGACGUCUGAUCUCACUCCAACAAAAGCUUUCGUCUCUUUGGCGAUUUUCAACAAACUGAGACAACCAGCGAGAAUUAUUGCUCAGUUUUUGAAUGGCCUUAUGCAAGCCCUAGUCGCCAACAAGAGGAUAAAAGAAUACCUAUUGGCUGAAGAGAGAAAUGCUGGAGAAAGUCGAUAUGUAAUUGAUGAUAAAACACCAACUUUACAAAUCUCAACGAAACUUUCGACAAAGCCAUUGAACUUGAUAUUAAAGCGUGGUGAUUUUGCGUCUGUUGUGGGAGCGGUUAGUAGCGGGAAAUCAACUCUCUUGAAUCGAGUUUUAUGGAAUGAUUCUUCUGAGUAUAAUAUAAAAGUGAACGGUCGGAUUGCUUAUGUUCCACAAAAGCCUUGGUUACCGAGAGGAUCUGUGAAAAAUGCGAUCAUUUUUGGAUUGCCCUGGGAUGAGAAGCACUAUAUAAAAGUUGUUGAUGCUUGCGAGCUGAAGACCGAUUUCGAGCAAUGGGCAAACGGAGAUCAAACGAUGAUUGUGGGAAUGAGUAACUCACUUUCGGGUGGACAACGAGCGCGACUCUCAUUGGCUCGUGCUCUCUAUCAACGAGCUGAACUGUACUUAAUUGAUGACACUUUUGCGAGUCUCGACCGAAAAGUUGGAUCAAAAGUGAUGAAGAAUAUUCUUGGCUCAAAUGGAAUACUCAAAAACAGCGCUGUAAUGAUGGUUUCCAGUGAUGUCGACUUUGGAAAAGAAGCAAAGGAAAUUUUAGUUCUUUCGGAGCACAAAGUGAUUGCAACUGGUCAAUACAAAGAACUCAGUGAGUGUAGUCAGGCAUUCAAGGAUUUACUUUCAUACACUGGCAGUGAACGCACGAAGAACAAGGCGGCUGAUGAUGAAAAGCCAAGAAGCCCUUCAAAAUCAAGCACUAAAUCAGCAUUUGAAGAUGAGAAAGUCAAGCCGGAUAACAAUCGACCGGCAAGUUGGUCAGUCUACAAGGCUUACAUCGACUCGGCAUCGAAAGUUUUCAUCUUUGGACUCUUCACCGCCACAGCAGCCCAUUUCAUCUUGGGUGCACUUCGGAGCUUUUGGUUGUCAAACUGGUCCGAUGCAGCAAAGAACAAAACGGAGCGAGCCCUAGAAACUGAGGAAGAGACAGCGAUUAGAAAAGCGAAUGCACAGAAUCGACUUUUUGUGUUCGCUGGGAUUGGAGCACUAGAAGUAAUUGCUAUUGCCAUCGCCUAUGUCUUCUUGGUGUUGAUGGCUGAAAGAGCUUCCAAAGUUUUCCAUAAGAAAUUCGUCGUAUCACUCUUAAAUGCUUCGAUGACAGUUCACCGGAAAAUCGAUGUUGGACAAGUGAUGAAUCGAGCUUCAAGAGACUGCAACAUCUUCGAUAAUCGGACUCCGCUUUGCUUGAGACAAAUGAUUCAAAACACUAUUCAAAUCGUGUGCAGUUUGGCAGUAGUCGCCAUCUCAACUCCAUCUUUCUUGUUUGCAUUAGGACCCAUAGCAAUUGGAUACAUCUAUAUACAGAACAAGUACAUUCCAACGAUGAAACAAUGGAGUCGAAUCGAGCGAGCGCAAUGGUCACCAGUGAUCACACAAGCCACUGAAGGAAUGGCUGGGGUUGAAGUGAUCCGAUCAGCUGCACAGGAGGCAAGGUUUUCUGAACAAUUUGUGAGCGAGAUGGAGGACUAUGUGAGAGCUGACUACUUGGAGAACCCGAUGAAGCGCUGGCUUAUGCUUAGACUUGAUAUCAUCGGGAAUUCAAUCACUUUGUGCUCAUCGUUGCUCUGCGUUUGGUCGAUCUCAAACGGAAAUCUUACGCCCGGGGUGGCCGGUCUUUCAAUUUCGUUCGCCAUGACUGUCACCGAACAACUAGGACAUUUGGUUCGAAUGGUGGCUGAGAUGGAAACGAGUAUGAUUGCCGUGGAAAGGAUCAAGAAAUAUGUGGAUCUCGAGCCAGAGGACUCACAGGCUCACGAGAAUGCAGAGAAGGAACGACUUCUUAGUGGAGAUGUUGAAUGGAAAGAUUAUUAUGGAUCAUACCGCAAAAACGGAACCCCUGUUCUCCAUGGAAUAACGAUGAGAAUUCCAGCUGGUGAACGAGUGGUGAUUGUUGGGAGGACGGGAAGUGGGAAAUCGUCGACUUUUCUGUCUUUGUUGGGAAUGCUCGAGAAAUGCGGGGGAGAGAUUGAUAUCAACGGGAUUUCAACCUCAAACAUCUCGGUCAAGAAAUUGCGAAAACAUUGCGCGGUUGUGCCACAGUCAGUGCGGAUCUUUGAUGAUUCCGUUCGUUUCAACAUUGAUCCCGAGAGAAAACACGAUGAUAUCGAGUUGUGGAAAGUUUUGGAAAGAUCCGGAUUGAAAGCGCUGAUCUCGUGGAAAGAUGGCCUUGAUGAGCGCUUGUGUGCGGAUAUUAUGAGUCAUGGACAAAGACAGCUCCUUGGCGUCUCAAGAUCUCUUCUCUCCGGUGGUGAAAACUUCCAGGGUUGUCUCCUUUUGGAUGAACCGUUUGCUUCAGCGGAUUCAGCUGUUAUGGCAAAUCUCGAACAAGUGAUCCCCAAAUGGUUCAGCCGAGCCACCGUUUUCACGAUAACACACAAACCACCAGCUGAUGGCACUUAUGAUCGACUAAUUGAAAUCUCAAACGGGGAAAUCGUUGCUCAACACGUGACUUCUCAAGAAAAUGCUCAAAGCGAG